AUGGCCACCUGCAACCUGCAGCCUCUUCUUGGCAUCAGUCCCAGAACCCCAGUUUUCAGGUGGAAAACCAUCUUCCAAUUCCUUUUAAUCACAACACUAUCAUUAUCAUCAUCCUUUAGUCUCUCUGAUAUAUCCCCUUCAAGAUUAUGCCGCACUGCCAUUGAUCAAGACGCCUGCGAAACCAUACUGAAACAAACGGUGCCGAGCUACGGCGGAAACACGAUCAGAACUCCGGCGGAUUUGCUCCGGAAAUUUUUGGCCGAUUAUCUUCCUUCCAUGGAAGCUGCAACGGUGGAGUUUGGUAAGGUCAGAGGCGAAUUAAACCACCCCAGAGAAAUUCAAGCUAUUGCAGACUGUGUAGAGCUCAUGGAAUUCUCAAUUAAUGAAGUUCGAGACACCAUUACAAUUAAAAAUCUCCGGCGCCGCCACGCCGACGCCCAGACUUCUCUCAGCGCCGUCCUCACCAACCACCUCACUUGCCUGGACGGCCUAGACCCGCCGGAGAAAUCUCCGGCGAAGGGCGUUCUUGAAUCCCUGAUUUCAAAAUCCAGAGUAGCCUUAGCAGUUCUCGCUGAAAUCAUCGGCCAGAACGAUUUCCGACGACAGGAAACUUGUUCGGAGUAA
Ipomoea triloba (trilobed morning glory) is the source of this 624-nucleotide messenger RNA. RefSeq names its product pectinesterase 1-like. The coding region runs from base 1 to 624 and encodes 207 amino acids. The record is from RefSeq and is a predicted model, not a curated record. The transcript is spliced from 2 exons. Lineage: Eukaryota; Viridiplantae; Streptophyta; Magnoliopsida; Solanales; Convolvulaceae. Gene Ontology annotation, molecular function: pectinesterase activity; pectinesterase inhibitor activity.